AUGCUGUUUUGGCACAACCAGCCGGAGCACCUGUGGCCCAGUCCAGGGGAACUGUACCCCGGGCCCCCCAGCAGCCUGCUCAGGGAGCCCCUGCCCUUGCCCUACCUGAAGCAGGAAGAGCUGCUCAACAUCCCCAGUGCAGACCCGCCCUGCUCCGUGUUCCAGUAUGUUCUCUGUGCUGCCACCUCGCCAGCUGUGAAGCAGCAGGAGGAGACCCUCACCUAUCUGAAUCAGGGCCAGUCCUAUGAGGUGCGGAUGCUCUGCAACCCCAAGCUGGGGGAUGCUGCCCAGUGUCCCCGGCUGCUGAAGAGUGUGGUGCGCGUGGUGUUCCAUGACCGGCGCCUGCAGUACACAGAGCAGCAGCAGCUGGAUGGAUGGAGGUGGAGCCGGCCUGGGGACCGCAUCCUGGACAUUGAUGUGCCAUUGUCCGUGGGGGUGAUAGAACCCCAAGUGCUGACCUCGCAACUCAACACGGUGGAGUUUCACUGGGACCCGACCAAGAAGACCUCACUUUUCCUCCAGGUUCACUGCAUCAGCACCGAGUUCACUCCCCGGAAGAAAGGUGGAGAGAAAGGCGUUCCCUUACGCCUCCAGAUCGACACCUUUAAGCCCAGUGACAAGCAGCUUCCGCCUGAGCACCUGCAUUCAGCCGGCUGCCUCAUCAAGGUGUUUAAGCCCAAAGGAGCUGACCGGAAACUAAAAACUGACCGGGAGAAGGUUGAGAAACAGCCUCUGCAUGAGAGAGACAAGUACCAGGUUGCCUGUGAGAGCACAGUCUUCAUGGAGUGUUCACCGUGGCCAGAACCCACUGCAGGGCCCCACCCACCUCUCAGCCCUCUUGCUCUGACCACCCCUCACUCCUGCAAGCUCCUGUCCCCUGAGAGGCUCUGCUCCUCACCACCAUUCACUUUGGACACCUUGGGGGGCAGCCCAGCUGAGGAUCUGAAUCCUGGAGCCUCCGUCCCAGAGACACAGCAGUGGUUGCAUCGGCACCGGUUCUCCAGCUACUGUCGGAUGCUGGCCAACUUCACUGGCACUGAUCUGCUGAAGCUUACCCGCCAGGACCUUAUCCAGAUCUGUGGAGCUGCUGAUGGAAUUCGUCUUUUCAAUACUCUUAGAGCCAGGCCCAUCCGUCAUCGCCUGACUUUGUAUGUGGCUCAAGAGGCCUCUAGGCAAGAGAACGAGGUUUCUAAGAACUCCGACUCAGGUGAGGUUCUGACCUCUCUUCUCCAAAGAUGAGAAACUCAAGUGUGGCUACGUGAAACUUCUGGGGAAAGGGUGAUGCCCCACUAUCCUUGGGACCUAGGAUGCCCUCCUUGGCAUUCCCCCGCCUCCCAAGACCCGAUUAGUCCUCUUUCCAGGAUGUCUCCCUGGGUUUAUCCCGCCGUCUUCUAUUCCGUCAUCCCUAUCUGAUUUUGUCGUUCCGUUAGUAUGUGGGGUUAGUACAUCAUCUAUUAUUGUACCUGGGUUUCAGUUAUUUUUAUGUAGGUGUUCCAUGGCCUCUACAUACUGGGGGCUCCCUGAAGUCAGGGGCUUUCUCCCCUCAAUCUGAGGCUUCCUCAAAGGUGAGGAAUGACAGGUGAAGACUAGGUGCAUCCAUAAGCCUUUUUCCUUCUUUAAU
Messenger RNA from Trichechus manatus latirostris (Florida manatee), 1621 nucleotides. Its product is annotated as transcription factor CP2-like protein 1. Gene Ontology annotation, molecular function: RNA polymerase II cis-regulatory region sequence-specific DNA binding; DNA-binding transcription activator activity, RNA polymerase II-specific. The record is from RefSeq and is a predicted model, not a curated record. The coding region runs from base 1 to 1239 and encodes 412 amino acids. The transcript has 12 exons. Gene Ontology annotation, cellular component: nucleus. NCBI's taxonomy places the organism in Eukaryota, Metazoa, Chordata, Mammalia, Sirenia, Trichechidae. Gene Ontology annotation, biological process: regulation of transcription by RNA polymerase II.